AUGUAUACACUAACAUUUUUUGUAUUAUCGUAUGUAUUGACAGUAACAAAUACAGCAAGGAUCCUCGCGGUAUUUCCAACUCCAUCUGUAAGCCAUCAAAUUGUGUUUAGACCAUUAAUGCAAGAAUUAGCAAGACGAGGGCAUGAUCUAACAAUCAUAACAGCUGAUCCGAUAUACUCUACCGCCAACUCUCCAAAAAACUUUAAAGAAAUAGACGUUCAUGAUAUAUCAUACAGAGUCAUAAAGGAAAUUUUUACAUACAAUGUUAAAUUGGGAAAGAAAUCUGAUAUAUUUGCACAGAUUGAGAGUUUUAUAGCUAUGAAUACUAAGUUGGCAUCUGUUCAAUUAAGGCAUCAACGAAUUCAAGAUUUAAUCAACGGACAAGAAAAAUUUGAUUUGAUAUUCGUUGAAGCCUGGCAAACACACGCUUAUUAUUAUUCUCACAUAUUUAAAGCUCCAGUAAUAUUAUUAAGUUCAUACGGUAUGUUUGGAAAUGAAGAUAUUGCUGUUGGUGCUGCAACGCACCCGUUUUUGUUUCCAAUACUAGUUCAACAAAGAACAUAUAAUCUUACAUUUUGGGAGAAAGCUGAAGAGUUAUACAAAAACUUUUUUUUUCGAAGACUGUGGUCAUCAAUGGAAAUAGAUGAUUGUAAUCUUUGGCGACAGAUCUUGGGAAAAAAUGUGCCUGAUUUCAAGGAAAUCAAUAAUAAUAUCGAUAUGAUGUUUUUGAACGUUCAUCCAAUGUGGAUUAGUAACCAACCUCUGCCACCUAAUAUCAUUACAAUUUGGGGUAUUUAUAAAAACCAAAGAAAAGCUUUACCUACGGAGCUUCAAAAUUAUCUCGACUCAUCCAAAAACGGAGUGAUUUACUUAAGUUUUGGUUCCAACGUUCUCUCAUCAGUUCUAUCUCCUGAUAGGAUACAAUUAUUUGUUCGGGUGUUUGCUAGAUUAAAGUACGACGUAUUAUGGAAAUGGGAAAAACCAGAACUACCUGGUAAAUCGGAAAACAUCAAGAUAUCAAAAUGGCUGCCACAAUCAGAUUUAUUAAGACAUCCAAAUAUAAAACUAUUCAUCACGCAAGGUGGUUUACAGUCCACUGACGAGGCUAUAACUGCUGGAGUACCAACAAUAGGAGUGCCGAUGCUUGGAGACCAGUGGUUUAAUUCAGAAAAAUAUGUUUAUUUCAAAAUUGGUAUGAAACUUGACAUGGAGUCCCUCACUGAAGAAGAAUUAGAAACAGCUAUUCAUACUGUUAUAAAUGAUUCCAGUUACAGGGAAAACACAGUAAAACUCCGGUCACUCAUGGAGGAUCAGCCGCAGAGUGCAUUAGAUCGUGCGGUGUGGUGGACAGAGUAUGUGCUGCGGCAUGGAGGAGCGAAGCACCUUCGAUCUGCGAAUGCUAAUAUGUCCUGGAUUGAGUACUAUGAAGUAGAAUUUGUACUAAAAUUAGCUUUUCUUGUACUGCUUUCAUUAGUGUUAGUCGUAGCUGUUUUGUACUUCACGUACAUCAGUUUUGUAACGAAACAGAAACUAAAAACAUAUUAA
This is a messenger RNA of Pieris macdunnoughi, 1545 nucleotides long. Lineage: Eukaryota; Metazoa; Arthropoda; Insecta; Lepidoptera; Pieridae. The record is from the annotation of a GenBank genome assembly.